Molecule: messenger RNA, 1124 nt
Organism: Drosophila willistoni
Lineage: Eukaryota; Metazoa; Arthropoda; Insecta; Diptera; Drosophilidae
Product: protein MEMO1
Exons: 6
Coding region: 109-996 (295 amino acids)
Source: RefSeq, a predicted model, not a curated record
CACCAAAAAGUUGUGGGAGUGAGAAGGGACGAGAGAAAAAUAACGAGAAAAACGCUUUUAAUAAAAGGCAACUGAAUUUGAAAAUAUAUAAACAAAUUCAAUAAAUAAAUGUCGUCUAGAAGAGCCACCCACGCCGGCAGCUGGUACACGGAUUCCAGCUCGGAACUGUCCAGACAACUGGAUCGGUGGUUAUCGGCUGCUGAGUUAUCGCAUGGUCCAGCACGUGCCAUUAUUGCACCACAUGCCGGUUAUACGUACUGUGGUGCCUGCGGUGCCUUUGCCUAUCGGCAAGUGAGCCCAGUUGUUGUGAAACGCAUCUUCAUAUUGGGCCCAUCCCAUCAUGUGCGUCUGCGUGGGUGUGCCUUGUCGGUGGCUAAAAAAUAUAAAACUCCACUAUAUGAUCUCAAAAUUGAUACUCAGAUCAAUGCCGAGCUGGAGAAGACGGGUCACUUUACUUGGAUGGAUAUGAAAACCGAUGAGGAUGAGCACUCAAUUGAAAUGCAUUUGCCUUAUAUAGCCAAAGUCAUGGAGGACUAUAAGGAUCAAUUUACCAUUGUUCCCAUACUUGUUGGCUCACUCAAUCCCGAACAGGAGGCACAAUAUGGUAGCCUUUUGUCAUCAUAUUUGAUGGAUCCAACAAAUCUCUUUGUGAUAUCUUCCGAUUUUUGUCAUUGGGGACAACGCUUUAGUUAUACUUACUAUGAUCGCUCAUGCGGUCCCAUUCACAAGUCCAUUGAGCAACUGGAUAAACAGGGUAUGGAUAUUAUUGAAACCCUCACACCAUCUGCCUUUACGGAAUAUCUGCGCAAAUAUAAUAAUACAAUAUGCGGACGGCAUCCCAUCGGUGUGAUGUUGGGUGCUGUCAAGGCUCUGCAGGAACAGGGCUAUAAUAAAAUGAGCUUUAAAUUUCUUAAAUAUGCACAGAGUAGCCAGUGCCAGGAUAUGGAUGAUUCAAGUGUUAGCUAUGCCUCCGGGUCGCUCGUAUUUGAAGUUUAACCAUAUACAAAAAAAAAAAAAUGAAUUACAGCAUCUUUAACUUUUGAAUUUAAGAUUAAAACACAUUUUUACAAUUAUUAGCAGUGAAUUGAAUUGAGAAUAAAAAAAACUAUUAUGAAGAACAUUAA